CGUGGGUGGCUGAGAGGAGCGUAAAAGGAGCUGCGGCGCCGGUAUUUAACAGAGAGCCGAAGAGAGCAGCUCAGGCACAACAGUCCGACUAGAGCAGAGCGGUUUCAGCACCACAGCGAGCGGACAGCGACUAGAAAACUUCUCCAUCAUGGUUCUGAUCUGGACCCAGUUCGGUGUGAAGCAGAAAAACGGCAACGUGAAGUGCAAAGUGCGAGUCAUGCACAGGGGGGACAGCUCCGGCUCAUCAUCAUCAGCGGAGGGCACCAAGUGUGAGCAGGACACGCCCUGUCUGUCCAUCAAACCCACCGGCAAAGACUUCUACAAAGUCCUGGGUGUCACCCCUGACUCCAACGAAGAUGAGAUCAAGAAGGCCUACAGGAAGAUGGCUCUGAAGUUCCACCCAGACAAGAACAGCGACGCCGACGCAGAGGACAAGUUCAAAGAGAUUGCAGAGGCCUACGAGAUCCUGACUGACCCCAAAAAGAGAAGCAUUUACGAUCAGUUUGGAGAGGAAGGCCUUAAAAAUGGCAUUGCUCCAAGCCAAGGCAACCUCUUCCGCAAUAAUUUCCCCAGCGAUCCCCAUGCCACCUUCUCCUCCUUCUUUCACAACUCCGACCACUUUGACAGCUACUUCAGCAGCGACGGCGACAGCGAAGACGACCUCUUCAACCCCUUCAGGCGGUUUCCCUUCAGCCACCUGAGCGGCUUCGCUGGCUACGAGGCCGGCCAGCACAAAGGCCAGCGACGGUUGCAGGGUGACGCGAUUGUGCACGAUCUGCCGGUGACCCUAGACGAUGUGAUGCACGGCUGCGCGAAGCAAGUGAAGAUCACCCGCAGUCGCCUCAACCCCGAUGGCCGGAGCCUGCGAAACGAGGAGAAGGUGCUAAAUGUGGUGGUGAAGAAGGGCUGGAAAGCAGGAACCAGGAUCACCUUUCCCCGGGAGGGAGACGAGACACCCAACAACACCCCUGCAGACAUCACCUUCAUCCUCAGGGAUGAAGACCACCCAAGCUACAAGAGAGACGGCUCCAACAUCGUCUACACUGCCCAGAUUACCCUCAAAGAGGCUCUCUGCGGUUGCACGGUCAAUGUCCCGACGCUCGACAGCCGGAUGAUGCCUCUCCCCUGCAGCGACGUCAUCAAACCCGGCGCCGUCCGACGACUGAGGGGAGAGGGGCUGCCACUGCCCAAGAGCCCGUCCCAGAGAGGCGACUUGGUGGUGGAGUUCCAGGUGCUCUUCCCUGACAGGAUCCCACCGCAGUCCCGUGAGAUCAUCAAGCACAGCCUGGGCCAGUGCUAGCCCACUGACAUGGCCUCACCGUGCGUCUUCACCAUCACUUCACAACCACAGCCUUGCCUCUGGUGCUAAAAUCACAGCCAAUCACAGCCUCUCAUUGUGUUUGGAAACGGCAAGCGGUGCUGAGUUGUAGGUCGAACCGGACCUAAAGGACUUUUGGCACAACACACAAUUCUGAUGCCACAAGAGCAGAAGGUGCAGAACCAACAAAUGGUUUCUUUUGCUACCUGGAACAAACAUUCACUCAACAGCCUUCUCUUGAGCGAAAAACAGUCGUCCGUACUGUAAUUCUUGCUAACUUAAGGUGGGAUGUCAGUGUGCUGGUCAAGUCUGUCAAGACUUCCUUAAAACCCGAACAGUAGAGAGAAGCAAGGAAAAAAACAACUACCUUCUUGUUUUUCUUCUUAUAGUUAUAUGGUGCUCAUAUGACUGGACUUUUGCAUUGAUUUAUUACAAUAGCAUAAUGUACUUGUGUGCAAAGGUCUACUUUGUGUGCAAAAAUAAAAAAUGUUGUCUCUAAAAGAGAUUCAAUUGUCAAAUGUUCUAUUGAAUUAUCAGAAAAGUUUGUAUAUAUAAAUAUAUUUAUUGCAAUAUUACUGCUGCUCAUGUAUCUUGAAAACAUGAAUAAAUAAAUAAAUAAAUAAAUAAA
This is a messenger RNA of Nothobranchius furzeri (turquoise killifish), 1946 nucleotides long. RefSeq names its product dnaJ homolog subfamily B member 5. NCBI's taxonomy places the organism in Eukaryota, Metazoa, Chordata, Actinopteri, Cyprinodontiformes, Nothobranchiidae. The record is from RefSeq and is a predicted model, not a curated record. Gene Ontology annotation, molecular function: protein-folding chaperone binding. Gene Ontology annotation, cellular component: cytosol.